Messenger RNA from Ichthyophthirius multifiliis, 1554 nucleotides. Its product is annotated as thioesterase family protein, putative. Gene Ontology annotation, biological process: acyl-CoA metabolic process. NCBI's taxonomy places the organism in Eukaryota, Ciliophora, Oligohymenophorea, Hymenostomatida. The transcript has 8 exons. The record is from RefSeq and is a predicted model, not a curated record. Gene Ontology annotation, molecular function: fatty acyl-CoA hydrolase activity.
AUGUUAGAAAUGAUGGAUUAUGUAGCUGCAAACAUAGCAUAUAAAUAUUGCUAUUCUGAUUUAGGACAAAGAUUAGUUACAAUAGUAACUGCUUGUGUAGAUAGUGUAAAUAUAUUUUCUUAGUUAUAAAAUGAUAUUGAUUUACAUUUAUAAGGCUAUGUUACUUAUGUAGGAAAAACUUCAAUUGAAAUUUAAUUAGAACUUUUUUAAAAUGACGAAUUAAAAGCAAGUGCUUAAUUCUUAAUGGUGGCCAAACCUAAUAAUGAAAUAUAAAAAUAAGACUUUUAAGUUCCUAUAUUAAAAUUUGAAGGCGAAGAUAACAUUUCAAGAUGCGAAAUGAGACAAUAUAUAGGAGUUAAAAAUACUUAAAUUCGAAAAUCUUAAAAAAAUUUAUCUUUAUAAAAUAAAGCACCUAAUUAAGAAGAAAUAUAGGGAAUUCAUGAGUUUUUUACAAAUUCAGAAACUUUUAAAUAGAAUUAGGAAUCAUAUGUAGAUUUGAAAUAAACUUAGUUAGUGAAAAAUAUACUUACACAUAAAUAAGAUAGGAAUAUUCAUGGAAAAAUAUUCGGAGGUAAUUUAAUGAGAGAAGCCUUUGAAAUCGGAUGGCUUGUUGGACUUAUUCAUAGUUAAGGAGAUUUUCCUGUUACUUAUAAUAUUGAUGACUUUUAAUUCCUUAAACCUGUACCAGUGGGUUCAGUUUUAAAUUUCGAAGCUAAAAUAGGAUAUACUUAUAAAAAUAUAAUGUAAAUUAGAGUCGAUUGUAAUAUUAUGGACUUGAAAAUGAAUAAAACUAAAACUAAUGAUUUACAUAUUACACUUAUUUCUAAUAAUAAUACGAAAUUGGUACGAGGAAAGACUUGCACCAAUAUAACCUUUUAGGGAAAAUAUAUAAUCAAAAACAAAAAUAAUCCGAAUCAAAUUCAAACACAAAGAAGUGAUAAAUAUACUCUUUUAAAUGGUAAAAAUGUUUAGCAUAUAUAAAGAGAAAGAUAAGGUCUAACAAAUGUUACUGAUUUUGGUUCUACAUUUAAAAAAUUCCCAGAAUCACAUGAAAAAUUUUAUGGAAUAACUAAUUAUUAACAUUCAUUUUCUCGUCCUUUAAAACAAACAGCAAAUGAAAUUAUAUCUGCAAGAGAAAAAAAACUUAUUAAUUUAGCAGGAACUAAUGAAAGACCUUAUAAUUAAUAAUGUUUGAAAAUGACUUCAAUUUUAACGGCAGAAAAAUAUAAAAAUGGUAUUGAUCCUAAAGAUAAUACUGCAAUUUAGAGAUCUUGGUUACCUUAUUAUGAUAAGGCUAUAUUUUUUGCGGAGAAAAAUAUAUAAUAAAAUAAUGAAAUGAAUAAAGUAAAUGGAAUAGUUCCUUUUGAUUCUUUAUAAACUUAUAAAACUAACAUAAAUUAAGUUUUAAAUCAUGAUAUUUCAACAAGUUUAAAUGUUGUUAGAUAUAAAAAAGAUGAAAAUGUAAUGUAAAAAAGAUAUAAUAUUCCUGGAGAAUUUAGACAUAUAAGACAAGACGUAACAAUGAUAAGAAAUAAAGGUUAAACAAAAAAAUGA